UACUUUGUUCUUCCAUCACCCUCUGUUAUCACAUCUUUAAAAGCACCACCACUGGGUAUCAUGGGCAGCACGUGCUCUUGAUGUGGCACGACAACAUCCAACAAAUACGGCCCACGAGUAUUCAACAUCUGCUUAACUGCCGCCAUCAAAUCACCCAUCUUUGUCACACGAGCAGCAGGAAUAUCGCAAGCCUCCGCAAACUUCAACAUGUCCGGGAAAAUUUCAUACUCUUUAGACGGAUUACCCAGAUAAGAAGGUUCUCCACGCGGAUUGUGGCCAAUUCCUGCACGUUCAUAAUAAAACUCCCAUCACCAUCAAUGUCCACCACAACAGAACCUGGUCUAGCUACGGCUGCACCAAUUGCAGCAGGUAAUCCGAACCCCAUGGCACCUAACCCGCUCGAAUAUCAAAUUCAAACCCUCGAGGGCCAAUUUAAUAUCAGCACAAAUGGAGACGUGUGGCUGCUUGUUCUUUCCAAUCUCGGCAGAAUCGAUAUCGAUAUGGACAAUCUUUGCUCGGCUGGCAAAUGCUUCCAGCUUUCCCGUUACACGAUCAUCAAACCUGACUCCAAAAGCCAGCAACAAAUCACUCUUGUCCACAGCAUAGUUAGCAUACACAGUCCCAUGCAUACCCAACAUAUGCAA
Molecule: messenger RNA, 644 nt
Organism: Striga asiatica
Lineage: Eukaryota; Viridiplantae; Streptophyta; Magnoliopsida; Lamiales; Orobanchaceae
Source: the annotation of a GenBank genome assembly